AUGGAAGAAGAAGACGGAGCUACUAACAAUGAACUUCUCUUGGUUGCAGCUAAACAAGAUUCAGAAGAUAUUCUUGAAGACAUAUUUACUCAACCUGACACUUAUGAUAUAAACUAUGCUGAUAGUAUAGGAAACACCGCUCUUCAUUACGCUGCUCAAUAUGGUUCUCUAUCUGCUCUUGAAUUAAUCUUACAACAACCUAAUGUUAAUAUCGAUGCUCGGAAUCGUUUAUUGCAGGAAACUCCCUUGCAUAAAGCAGUUCAAUAUACUGAUGAUCCAUCGGUUUCUUAUGAAAUUGUACAGCUUUUGAUUGAUUAUGGUGCGGAUCCGAGAAUACAAAAUAAGAAUAGGCAAACUCCAAUUCGACUAGUUGAUUCUGGUAAUCAAGAAUUAAAGAGUUUGCUUCAAAAAGCAACUUUAGCAUUACAAGUGUCAUUUUUCAAUUCAUUGGCGAUAACUCGAUGA
This is a messenger RNA of Diversispora eburnea, 465 nucleotides long. The record is from the annotation of a GenBank genome assembly. Lineage: Eukaryota; Fungi; Glomeromycota; Glomeromycetes; Diversisporales; Diversisporaceae.